This is a messenger RNA of Vicia faba (fava bean), 288 nucleotides long. Lineage: Eukaryota; Viridiplantae; Streptophyta; Magnoliopsida; Fabales; Fabaceae. The record is from the annotation of a GenBank genome assembly.
AUGUGUUUUAGUGUCAUCAAACACAAACAACUCGCUGUCGUGCCGGAGGCGGCGGAGGUUCACAAAUCGUCAGAAAACUUUCAUUGUCUUCCUCGUUUUCAUCUCCUCUUUCCAUUUCCCCGGCCUCUAUUCCUCAUAUUCUUAUCUUUGCCCCCUACAUCUAGGAUUCUCAUUCAGCACAACGAGACGCACGCCAUGAAACUCAGAAACUCGAAGAUCUUCAAGGUGAUCAGAUAUAUUAACUGCAGCCUACUCUAUUGGGUAUCUGUAGCUUGUGUUGAACCGUGA